Molecule: messenger RNA, 2027 nt
Organism: Erythranthe guttata (spotted monkey flower)
Lineage: Eukaryota; Viridiplantae; Streptophyta; Magnoliopsida; Lamiales; Phrymaceae
Product: F-box/kelch-repeat protein At1g55270
Molecular function (GO): protein binding
Source: RefSeq, a predicted model, not a curated record
CAAGAGUGUAGUAGUGCGUGUUAGGUUGUUUUGUAUGGGCCCAAUUUUGCACUCAUAUUUGAGUUAAUGCUCUCUCUCUCUCUCUCUAUCUAUGCCUAUGCCUAUGGUGUGAAACACAGACAUAAUUAAUCACAAAUUAAAAUCCAGAGUCGCAGAGUUUUCAAUCUUACCAUCGUUCUUCACUGAGUUUCUCUCUUGCCCUCCAUUUUCUUCUUCGCACAUUUUAGGGUUCCUUUUUUUUUUGGAGGAUUACACAUUUGUUUUUCUUCACAUAAAUUAAUUGUCCCAAUCUGGGUCGUUUUGAUUUUGCACAUCAAUUUGCUCCGUCGAUCACUUUGAUUUAUGCUUUCACUUGACGAUUCGUUAUGUGGUAGCAUAGCAUUUAAAUAAGCUUGAACGGCAAAACUAUAAUUUCUCAGCUGCGAAUGGAUAGAAGAAUUCAGCCUCCCCUGGUAGAUACAACAGCAUGCCUUUGUAGAGUUGAUGCAGGCCUGAAAACUGUUGCUGGGGCUAAAAGGUACGUACCGGGUACAAAGCUAUGUCUACAGCCUGACAUUAAACCUUCAAUUCACCCAACCAGACAGAAACCACCACGUGACAAAAACAGGAGUCAAUCCCCUCUUCUACCUGGUCUCCCAGAUGACCUGGCAAUUGCAUGCUUAAUCCGCGUACCAAGAAUCGAACAUUUCAAGCUCCGUCUCGUCUGCAAAAGAUGGUAUCGUCUUUUGGCCGGUAAUUUCUUCUACUCUCUUCGGAAAAACAUCGGAAUCGCAGAGGAGUGGAUAUACAUCAUGAAGAGAGACCGAGACGGAAAACUAUCAUGGCAUGCGUAUGACCCCAUGCAUCACCUUUGGCAACCGUUACCUCCUUUACCGAGAGAAUAUUCCGAAGCCCUCGAUUUUGGGUCAGCUGUUCUUAGUGGUUGUCACCUUUACUUGUUUGGCGGGAAAGAUCCGAUUAAGGGUUCAAUGAGAAGAGUUGUGUUCUACAGUGCUAGGACGAACAAAUGGCACCGUGCACCAGAUAUGCUUAGGAGGAGACAUUUCUUUGGUUGUUGCGUAAUAAACAACUGUUUGUACGUAGCUGGUGGAGAGAAUGAAGGGACUCAUAGGUCAUUAAAAUCAGCUGAGGUUUAUGAUCCAAAUAAAAAUAGAUGGUCGUUUAUUUCAGAUAUGAAAACUGCAAUGGUGCCUUACAUAGGGGUUGUAUAUCAAGGGAAGUGGUUCUUGAAGGGGAUCGGUUCUCACAGGCAGGUACUUAGUGAGGUUUAUGAACCUGAAACCGAUCGGUGGAAUAAUGUUUAUGAUGGAAUGGUUGCUGGUUGGAGGCAUCCUUGUGCUACAAUCGAUGGCAAUUUAUACGGUUUAGAUUGCAAAGAUGGAUGCAAACUUAGAAUAUACGAUGAAACUAGUGGCUCUUGGACCAAACAUCUUGAAAGUAAAAUAAUGCAUUUAGGGAACUCGAAGGCUUUUGAGGCAGCAGCGGUUCUCCCUCUUAAUGGGAAAUUGUGCAUUAUCAGAAAUAAUAUGAGUAUUUCUCUUGUUGAUGUCUCUAAAUAUGACCAUGGCAACGCUGCUGCUGACCAUUUAUGGGAGAAUAUAUCGGAGAAAGGGCACUUGAAAACUUUAUUUACAAACUUUUUGUCAAACCUUGCUGGCAGAAACCGCUUCAAAAAUCGCGUUGUUCACUGUCAGGUUCUUCAAGCUUGAGGAGGGAGGGUGGGUUAUAUAUCUGGUCAUGGCAAUUCUCGUGUUUUUUUUCUUGGCCCGAGGAGGGAGACAGGACAAGCGACAGGUGAUAUGGAAAAUAGUUUGACAUUUUUAGCAAAAUUUGUACCUAAUGCCCUGCCUUUGUUGUCACAGGUUUAUGAUUUUAGUGUUGUAAGUUGCAACUGAUAGGUUUUAGAUAGAGAAGAUAAGUGUUUACUUUUUUUUUAAAAUCCUUUUGUUGGACAUUUUGGACAUAUUUUAUGAUCAUACAGUUUGUUGUUCAUGUUCUGAAAUGAAGAGCUUAUGCAUUUGUUGCAC